Messenger RNA from Carassius gibelio (silver crucian carp), 1760 nucleotides. RefSeq lists its product as uncharacterized. The record is from RefSeq and is a predicted model, not a curated record. NCBI's taxonomy places the organism in Eukaryota, Metazoa, Chordata, Actinopteri, Cypriniformes, Cyprinidae. The coding region runs from base 432 to 1394 and encodes 320 amino acids. Gene Ontology annotation, molecular function: nucleic acid binding. The transcript is spliced from 2 exons. Gene Ontology annotation, biological process: DNA integration.
ACUGCAACUUCCCACGUACUCCGGAUGAGUUGUCUCAGGCGAGACACAUUAUCAUCAGGGCAGCACAGGAAGAUGUUUAUGCAAAAGAACUCGCAGUUCUUGAGCAUGGACAAGCUGUAACCAAGGACAGUUCUCUUCACAAGCUCAGACCUGUUCUUGAAGGUAAUCUGAUUUGUGUUGGUGGCAGAUUAAAGCACGCUGACUUGAGCACUCAGGAAAAAAACCCCAUCAUCUUGCCCAAGACCAGCCACAUUUCUCUGCUGUUGGUGCGACAGUAUCAUGAAGAGGUAAAGCAUCAAGGCCGCCACUUCACAGAAGGGGCCCUGAGAGCAGCGGGCUUCUGGAUCAUAGGUGGAAAACGACUUAUUGCCUCUGUCUUGCACAAAUGUGUAGUGUGUCGAAAGUUACGUCGAAGAACAGAGGAACAACUUAUGGCAGACUUGCCUCCAGAACGCUUGCACACAUGUCCACCCUUCACCUAUGUAGGAGUGGAUGUGUUCGGACCAUGGCAAAUCGUCUCCAGGCGAACAAGAGGUGGACAGGCCCAAAGCAAAAGAUGGGCGAUGCUCUUCUGCUGUAUGAGCUCCCGAGCCGUGCACAUCGAGAUCAUCGACUCCCUAGACACGUCAAGUUGCAUCAAUGCAUUGAGACGGUUCUUUGCCAUACGAGGACCUGCAAAGCAGAUUAGAUCGGACUGCGGAACAAACUUUGUGGCCGCUGCAAAGGAACUGGGAUUAAGCCAACAACAACCUGACUUCAAAGUGCAGAACUUCUUGAGUCAACAAGGGUGCUCAUGGAUAUUUAAUCCUCCUCAUGCGUCCCAUAUGGGUGGAUCAUGGGAACGUAUGAUAGGCCUAUCAAGAAGGAUCCUGGAUGCAAUCCUGAUUCAAGAGAACAUUCAACUUACCCACGAUGUCCUGUGCACACUCAUGAUGGAAGUAACUGCGAUAAUCAAUGGCAGGCCUCUUGUUCCAGUCUCCACCGACCCAGAGUCACCGUUCAUAUUGUCUCCUUCAAUGAUACUUACCCAGAAGGUUGGGGUUGCCCCACCGCACAGAGAUUUCACAGACAAGGAUCUUCUCAGCAGACAAUGGAAACAAGUCCAAGCUCUCGCUGACAGAUUCUGGCGUCGCUGGCGUCAGGAGUUCCUCCCCACCCUGCAAGUCCGCCAGAAAUGGAGAGAUUCUCAACGGGACCUAAAAGAAGGGGACAUUGUGCUCCUGAAGGACAGUCAAGCUGCACGUAACACAUGGCCUAUGGCAAGGAUCACAGCUGUCUUCCCUGGGAGAGACAGUAAAAUAAGGAAGGUGGAGCUCAGGACAUCAAAUCAAGGUUCUGAGAGAGUGUUCUUGAGACCAGUGUCAGAAGUAGUUCUUCUUCUGCCCAAUGACUGAAUGUUCAUUUGGUAAUUAAUAGUGACCUUUUAGGUCAGACGGGGAGUGUUCUGCCCUUCAGGCAUUUAAGUUUAAUAAGUUUAAAGUUUAUGCUUUUAAUUUGGUAUACUUUCAGUUUCAUGCAGACUCUUAUUUUGACGUUUGUUUACUGAGCAAAACCGGAAGUAAAAAAAAACCGCAUGAAAGAACGCAAUAGAAACGGUAGACUGGAUAAAAAAUGAAAACAGUCAUUUCUUCAGAGAAGAUUCAUCCUGCAUGUUGAUUCCCCAGCAGAAGCAUCGCUUUUUCACUCUCUCGUUUUUCAUCAGUCAUCUCAUAUGUAUGGAUUCAGUUCAAUGUGAAGAAAAUAAAUCUACAUAAAAAGAA